Messenger RNA from Cynocephalus volans (Philippine flying lemur), 1590 nucleotides. RefSeq names its product potassium voltage-gated channel modifier subfamily S member 1 (gene KCNS1). Lineage: Eukaryota; Metazoa; Chordata; Mammalia; Dermoptera; Cynocephalidae. Gene Ontology annotation, cellular component: voltage-gated potassium channel complex; membrane. Gene Ontology annotation, molecular function: delayed rectifier potassium channel activity; protein binding. The record is from RefSeq and is a predicted model, not a curated record. The transcript is spliced from 3 exons. Gene Ontology annotation, biological process: potassium ion transmembrane transport; protein homooligomerization; regulation of delayed rectifier potassium channel activity.
AUGCUGCUGCUGCUAGUCCAGAGAACACAUGUUGAGAACCACUGAUCUAAACCGAUUCUCCCAACAACCCUAGGUGGCCAGCGCGCCACAGCCAUGGUGAAUGAAUCCGCGGGGCCCGGCGCCAGGGUGCCCUGGCGGCGAAGGGACGAGGCCCUGCGGGUGAACGUGGGCGGAGUGCGGCGUCUGCUGAGCGCGCACGCCCUGGCACGCUUCCCAGGCACGCGGCUGGGCCGCCUGCAGGCGGCGGCGUCCGAAGAGCAAGCGCGGCGCCUGUGCGACGACUACGACGCGGCGGCCCGCGAGUUCUACUUCGACCGGCACCCGGGCUUCUUCCUGGUCUUGCUGCACUUCUACCGCACCGGCCGCCUGCACGUGCUCGACGAGCUGUGCGUCUUCGCCUUCGGCCAGGAGGCCGACUACUGGGGCCUGGGCGAGAGCGCGCUGGCCACGUGCUGCCGUGCGCCCUACCUGGAGCGGCGCGUGACGCGCCCGCGCGCCUGGGACGAGGACAGCGACACCCCGAGUAGCGUGGACCCGAGCCCAGACGACAUCUCCGACGUGCAGCGCGAGCUGGCGAGCUACAAUGCGGCGCCCUGCGGCCGCCUGCGCCGCCGCCUCUGGCUCACUAUGGAGAACCCCGGCUACUCGCUGCCCAGCAAGCUCUUCAGCUGCGUCUCCAUAGGCGUGGUGCUCGCCUCCAUCGCUGCCAUGUGCAUCCACAGCCUGCCCGAGUACCAGGCCCGAGAGGCAGCGGCCGCUGUGGCUGCGGUGGCCGCAGGCCGCAGCGCCGAAGAUGUGCGCGAUGACCCGGUGCUGCGACGCCUGGAGUACUUCUGCAUCGCCUGGUUCAGCUUCGAGGUGUCGUCUCGCCUUCUGCUGGCGCCCAGCACGCGCAACUUCUUCUGCCACCCUCUCAACCUCAUCGACAUCGUGUCUGUGCUGCCCUUCUAUCUCACGCUGCUGGCCGGCAUGGCGUUAGGUGACAGAGGCGGCGGGGGCGGCGAGGAGAUCGGCGACCUGAGCAAGGUGGUGCAGGUGUUCCGCCUCAUGCGCAUCUUCCGCGUGCUCAAGUUGGCCCGCCACUCCACAGGGCUGCGCUCGCUGGGCGCCACACUCAAGCACAGCUACCGUGAGGUGGGCAUCUUACUGCUGUACCUGGCCGUAGGUGUGUCAGUGUUCUCCGGUGUGGCCUACACAGCUGAAAAGGAGGAGGACGUGGGCUUUGACACCAUCCCAGCCUGCUGGUGGUGGGGCACAGUGAGCAUGACCACUGUGGGCUACGGGGACGUGGUGCCCGUGACAGUGACUGGCAAGCUGGCAGCCUCAGGCUGCAUUCUAGGGGGCAUCCUGGUGGUAGCGCUCCCCAUCACCAUCAUCUUCAACAAGUUCUCCCACUUCUACCGGCGCCAGAAGGCUCUGGAGGCAGCCGUGCGCAACAGUGACCACCGGGAGUUUGAGGACUUGCUGAGCAGCGUUGAUGGGGUGUCGGAGGUGUCUCUGGAGACAUCCCGGGAGACCUCUCAGGAGGGACGGUCUGUAGACCUGGAGACCCAGACCCCCAAGGAGUCUCCAAACUCUCAUAUUUAUUAA